This is a messenger RNA of Sparassis crispa, 609 nucleotides long. RefSeq lists its product as hypothetical. Lineage: Eukaryota; Fungi; Basidiomycota; Agaricomycetes; Polyporales; Sparassidaceae. The coding region runs from base 1 to 609 and encodes 202 amino acids. The transcript has a single exon. The record is from RefSeq and is a predicted model, not a curated record.
AUGCAAUGUCUGGUAGACGUUGUGCGACACAGCGCAUUUUUCCAGAUGGAUCAAAUUCAGAGAGUUGCACAGCAGGCCCUCGACCAGCAUCCGGACUUCCCUGCACCCCUCCGCCUCCACUUAGCUCGAACCUGCUUCAUCCCAGAGUGGAUCUUGCCCGCGACACGUCAGCUGGUCACUAUGGCCUUCACUGAUCUCACUCGAGAUAAUGCCGAGCUCAUCGGCAUCAAUGCAUUUUAUCUGGUUGUGCAUGCCAGAGCGCGAAUUGAUCAUCUCCGUAGGACGUGCGCACUCCGCCCGCCAAAUCCCGUCCAUCAUACGACAUGGUGCAAAGGGGAGGGGUCCUGUGAACGUGCCUGGAAAGAUGCAUGGUUUGGUGCAUGGGACAGACCUAGCAUCGCGACCCUCCUCAUACAUCCUGAUCGCUACGUAUCUGGCUCGAAUAUCCUCACGAAGCUGGAGUACAUGAAUACUGGCGACAUGGAUAUUUCAUGUCACAACCUCAGUGUCGCGAAGGUGAUUGCUGGAGGGGAUCCAGCGAGAUGUGCAUUCACUGCGUUUUUGCCCUUAUGUCUGGGUGCAAGAUACCCCCAUGGAUACGUGGUAUAA